This is a messenger RNA of Helianthus annuus (common sunflower), 1467 nucleotides long. Its product is annotated as stemmadenine O-acetyltransferase. The transcript is spliced from 3 exons. NCBI's taxonomy places the organism in Eukaryota, Viridiplantae, Streptophyta, Magnoliopsida, Asterales, Asteraceae. The coding region runs from base 1 to 1467 and encodes 488 amino acids. The record is from RefSeq and is a predicted model, not a curated record.
AUGAAGUGGUUAUUCUCAGCCCAUAAAGCAACCCGACGUGCCAUCAAUUUUCAGCAACCUCAACUGCAGCCUUCAUCCUUGUUUUCAAGUCGAUAUUAUAGUACUGAAUCCACCUACAGGUUAUCGAAGGAGCUUGAAAUAAUUUCAAGACAAACCAUAAAACCAACUUCUCCAACUCCACAUCAUCUAAGAACCUUCAAUCUCUCCAUUAUAGACCAAUAUAUGUACGAUGUCUACACCCCUUUGAUCUUAUUUUUUCCUAAUACCGACAACGCUAGCGUGAAGGAUGUAGUAACUAAAAGAUCAAAACAUCUCAAGGAGACUUUAGCUAAGGUUCUUACUCGAUUCUACCCUCUUGCUGGAAAAAUUAAGGACAAUAUGCAAAUCGAGUGCAACGAUGAAGGAAUCUAUUACAUAGAAGCAAGAGUCAACCAGAAGCUGCAAGACUUUCUAUGUCAUCCAGAUGAUGAAAAGGUUAGAGAGUUGACACCUGAAAGCCCUUGCACCGUGGAAUCUUCAGUAGGAAAUUAUGUCAUUGGUAUUCAGGUGAACUUUUUCCUUUGUGGUGGGAUUGGGAUUUCCGCAAGUGUGUCACACAAGAUCUUUGAUGGACACACAUUCUGCACGUUUAUGAAAGCGUGGGCCGUAGCUGCGAGAGGUUCAACAGAAACAAUUUCACCGAGUUUUGUGGCUUCUGAGAUCUUUCCAAACAAUCCUUGUUUAGUACAUGGCUCACUGUCUUCCAAGUUAUGGUCCACCAAAAUUCUUAGUACAAAAAGAUUUAUGUUUGAUUCAACGGCUUUGGCUUUGCUCAAGGCCCAACCGGUUGCCAUCCCCAACUCAAUAAAUGGACCAACCCGCAUGGAGGCGACAACUGCUGUAGUUUGGAAAGCUGUUGCAAAAGCAGCAUCAAAAGUAAGACCAUUUGGUCCACAAUCCCCUCAUGUGUUGUUAUCAGCGGUCAACUUUCGAAAAAGGGCAAUACCUCCUUUGCCCAAUGACUCAAUUGGAAACCUUAUUGGUGGAGCUGUUGCUAUAUGCUUUCCUGGGAGGCAACUGGACUUGCCAACCAUGAUGGGUGAGUUAAGAGAAUCAAUAGCAAAAAUCAACUCAGCUCACAUUGAUUCCCAAAAAGGAGAAAUGGGACAUGAGACCAUCAAUGAGAGAUUGAGAACAUUAAAUCAGAUAAUGGAUAUGAUAAAGGAAGGAAACGGCAUCAUAGCUUCGAGCUUAUUGAAUAUUGGAAUUUAUGACGUCGAUUUCGGAUGGGGAAAGCCAAUAUGGUUUUAUGCCAUGAACGCUGGAGGCGAUAGGUUAUUGAAUAUGAAUGAAACGCCGAAAGGUGAUGGUGUUGAAGCUAUACUCACAUUGAGUCAUGAAGAAAUGAAGAUAUUCGAGCAUGAUCCCGAGCUUCUGUCCUAUGCUACCAUCAACCCUAGUCCUCUUUGUUUUCUUAAAAAUUCAUAG